Erigeron canadensis is the source of this 1679-nucleotide messenger RNA. RefSeq names its product GTPase-activating protein GYP7-like. The coding region runs from base 47 to 1375 and encodes 442 amino acids. NCBI's taxonomy places the organism in Eukaryota, Viridiplantae, Streptophyta, Magnoliopsida, Asterales, Asteraceae. The record is from RefSeq and is a predicted model, not a curated record. The transcript is spliced from 12 exons. Gene Ontology annotation, molecular function: GTPase activator activity. Gene Ontology annotation, biological process: activation of GTPase activity.
UAAUAAUAAUAAUAAAAAGUUAAGCUGUUUUUUUUUUUUGUUGAUAAUGAUGAAAAUAUUCAAGAAAGACCUAGGAUUAUCAACUGAUCAUUUUUAUGAAAUUAGAGCUGGAUGCAACACAGAUGAUGUUUUUGAUACUAAAUUUAAAAUUAAGGCUGGGAAGACUCUAAGUGAGAAAAGGUGGCGUGCUGCGUUCAAAACUGGAGGUUCUCUUGAUAUAGGCAAGUGCCUUAACAGAAUCUAUCAUGGAGGGAUUCAUCCAUCGAUUAGAGGAGAAGUGUGGGAGUUUUUGCUAGGUUGUUAUGAUCCUAAAAGCACAUUCGAUGAACGAGAAGAAAUACGACAUAGACGAAGAGAGCAAUACGCUGAGCUGAAAAGAUCAUGCAGUAACAUGUUUCCUGUUGUUGGAAGCGGAAAGUUCGUCACUGCUCGUGUUAUUGCAGCAAAUGGUGAUCCAAUUCAAGAUCCCAUUGUACUUUUAGGGACAAAUCUUGAAAGUAUUCCCCCACAAUCACAAGAAAGUGUUAGUCUGAAUCAAGCCACAUUGGUUAAUCGGGAGCAUGAUAAGGAAAUAAUACAAUGGAAGCUUGCUCUACAUCAAAUAGGUCUUGAUGUAGUUCGCACGGACAGGACACUAAUGUUUUACGAGAAACAAGAUAAUCUGGCAAAACUUUGGGAUGUUCUUGCUGUCUAUGCUUGGCAUGAUAAAGAUGUUGGUUAUGGGCAAGGGAUGAGUGAUAUAUGCUCCCCGAUGAUUAUGCUUUAUGAAAAUGAAGCAGAUGCAUUUUGGUGCUUUGAACGUGUAAUGCGCAGACUGCGAGGUAAUUUCAGGUGCACGGGCAACUCUGUGGGGGUUGAGGCUCAACUUGAUAACUUGGCUAAUGUUACUCGAGCUGUUAAUCCUAAACUUCACCUUCAUUUAGAGCACCUUGGUGGAGGCGGUUAUCUAUUUGCAUUCCGGAUGCUUAUGGUAUUGUUCAGGCGAGAAUUAGCUUUUGGAGAUGCAUUGUACUUGUGGGAGAUGAUGUGGGCUUUGGAGUAUAAUCCCGAGCAGUUUGCAUUAUAUGAGGGAGGUGAAACCCACAAGAAAUCUGAUGUAACACGAAAAUUCAGACGCCAAUAUGGCAAGUACGCAAGAGCAAAUAGAAAAAAUAAGUCACGGGCCAGAGGCAAGCCUGAAACUGGCGCCCCACUUCCCUUUUCUAUUUUUCUUGUAGCAAGUGUCCUCAAGGACAGGAGUGACAAGUUAUUAAAAGAAGCCAGGGGGCUGGACGACGUUGUAAAGAUAUUGAACGACAUUUCUGGCCAUAUGGAUGCAAAAAAAGUUUGCAUAGGGGCAAUGAAGAUUCACAAGAAGUAUCUAAAAAGGAAAUAAAGCCAUAACAUUUAGUGAGCGGGCUUUCAAGGCUUAUUUUGAUCAGUGAGUUUGAGUUUUGAUGACCAUUUUCGGAUUUAGAAAUCAAGCAACAGAGUGUUGGGCCAGUAUGUGGUGUGGUGUAUUGAUGGUCAUUGACCUUGUGACUUUUAUAUACAAAGUGAACAACAGGUUUCUUUUUCUUACUGCAAGUGUUGUAUACCACUGUAAUGAGAUUUGUGGAACUAAUCCUGCAUUAUGAUACCAUUAGUUAUAAUGUAAUCUAUACAAAUUUUAGAAUAAUAGAAUUACAGGAUUUUUUUAA